AUGCCCUCACCAGAUGAGCACGCCGAGGCAGCCUCAUAUCGAGCAUCGGGCUUCAGUAAUCGUUUAGGAUGGGGCCAACGACCCGCUCUCAUACUCAUCGACAUUUGUCAAGCAUACUUCACUCCCGGCUCCCCUCUCGACUGCAGCUCCAAUCCAUCCGCAGCAGCCUCUCCCGACCACAUGCGAGCGCUCCUCUCCGCCGCGCGCUCCAACCCCGACAUCCCCAUCAUCCACACGCAAGUCUCGUACAGCAAAAAAGACAUGUCCCAAGCCGGCCUCUUCUACCGCAAAGCGCCCGUCAUCGACCUCUGGCUCCAAGGCAACGACCAGAAAGGCUACAGCACACUCUUACCAGGCCUCUCCCCGCUCGCAAACGAACACGUGAUAAUCAAACAGCAUGCGAGCGCAUUUUUCGGCACGGAAUUGUGUUCUCUUUUGCAGUAUUUGCGCGUGGAUACGGUGGUCAUUUGUGGCGUCAGCACAAGUGGAUGUGUGCGAGCCACGACGUUGGAUGCUCUUCAGAAUAAUUUUCGUCCCAUGGUCGUGGGUGAUGCGUGUGGGGAUCGCAGUGUGGCUAUUCAUGAGGCGAAUUUGUUUGAUAUGGAUGCCAAAAUGGCGGAUGUGGUGGGCGUGGAGGAGGCGGUGGAGCAUUUGGGGGGCAUUUUAGUGCCGGAGUAG
Messenger RNA from Sphaerulina musiva SO2202, 678 nucleotides. RefSeq names its product N-carbamoylsarcosine amidase. Bases 1 to 678 code for a protein of 225 amino acids. The record is from RefSeq and is a predicted model, not a curated record. The transcript has 3 exons. NCBI's taxonomy places the organism in Eukaryota, Fungi, Ascomycota, Dothideomycetes, Mycosphaerellales, Mycosphaerellaceae.